This is a messenger RNA of Protopterus annectens (West African lungfish), 2849 nucleotides long. Its product is annotated as carnitine O-palmitoyltransferase 1, muscle isoform-like. The coding region runs from base 189 to 2522 and encodes 777 amino acids. Gene Ontology annotation, molecular function: carnitine O-palmitoyltransferase activity. The transcript has 19 exons. Lineage: Eukaryota; Metazoa; Chordata; Ceratodontiformes; Protopteridae. The record is from RefSeq and is a predicted model, not a curated record. Gene Ontology annotation, cellular component: mitochondrion. Gene Ontology annotation, biological process: fatty acid metabolic process; carnitine metabolic process.
GUUCAUUGGCCUGUUUUCUUUGCCACAUAUACACACACGGAGCAGUGGGGUUUGAAGGGCACUGGGACAUCAAGUUUAAAGCCUGCACACUUGGCAGACUCACACUUUGGAAAGAGAAGACUGCUCAUACCCAGGACUUUUGUAUAUUAUUCAUUUACAUCUAUCAAAAGAGCCUUCGGGGGUCCAAGAUGGCAGAAGCCCAUCAGGCUGUUGCAUUCCAGUUCACUGUUACUCCAGAGGGUAUCGAUGUACAACUCAGCCGCGAGGCCCUCAAACAGAUCUACCUCUCAGGAAUCAUAUCAUGGAAGAAACGAUUCAUUCGACUGAGGAACAGUGUGCUGACAGGUGUCUACCCUGGUAGCCCUUCAAGCUGGCUUGUUGUGGUAUUUGCUACCAUGGGUUCCAUGUACGUGAAGACUGACCCUUCCUUAGGGCUCAUCGAUCACAUUAGGAAAUUGCUACCAGGGGGUAAUGCCCUUUCCACCAACACACGGACGUUGAUUAGUGCCACCCUUUUUGCCACAGGGUUCUGGAUUUCUGGUAUUUUUGUAGUACGCCAGACCCUAAAGAUGUUGCUGUGUUACCACGGCUGGAUGUUUGAACCCCAUGGAAAAAUCAGUACAUCCACCAAGAUCUGGGGAAGUCUGGUGAAGAUUCUCUCUGGACGUCGGCCACUACUGUAUAGUUUUCAGACCUCACUGCCUUGCCUUCCUGUUCCAAGAGUUAAAGACACAAUUCACAGGUAUCUUGAGUCAGUGCGCCCCCUUCUGGAUGAUGAUGAGUAUCUGAAAAUGAAGACCCUAGCACAUGAUUUCCAAAAGAACGUAGCACCAAGGCUGCAGAAGUAUCUUAUCCUCAAAUCCUGGUGGACAGCUAAUUAUGUAAGUGACUGGUGGGAAGAGUACAUUUAUCUCCGGAGCAGAGGACCUAUCAUGGUGAACAGCAACUACUAUGUAACGGAUUUUCUGUUUGUAUCGCCAGCUCAUAUACAAGCAGCUCGUGCUGGAAACACCGUGCAUGCUAUGAUGCUUUACCGUCGUCAACUGGACCGUGAAGAGAUUAAGCCAAUGAUGGCUAUGGGCUUUGUUCCUAUGUGCUCUGCGCAGAUGGAGAGAAUAUUUAAUACUACCCGCAUUCCCGGACUGGAGACAGACAUACUUCAGCACAUGAAAGACAGCAAACACAUGGUUGUGUAUCACAAGGGGCGAUUUUACAAAGUCUGGUUGUAUCAUGGAGGACGCCUUCUUAAGCCACGUGACUUAGAGAUGCAAUUCCAGAAAAUCCUGGAUGAUAAAUCUGAACCACAGCCAGGAGAGGAGAGGCUGGCAGCGCUGACAGCUGGAGACAGAGUUCCCUGGGCUAAGGCCAUGGCGGAGUUCUUUAGUAAAGGCAAGAACAAGGCAGCACUCACAGCCAUUCAGACAGCUGCAUUGUUCAUGACACUGGAUGAAGAAUCUCACGGAUAUAAGAAAGAGAUUGAGAAUUCGCUAGACUUGUAUGCAAAGUCCCUGCUCCAUGGCAAGUGCUAUGACAGGUGGUUUGACAAGUCUUUCACUCUUGUUGUCUACAAGAAUGGGAAGAUGGGAUUGAAUGCAGAACAUUCCUGGGCAGAUGCCCCUGUUAUUGGACAUCUGUGGGAGUAUGUUUUGGCAACUGACUGUUUUCAACUGGGCUACACAGAGGAAGGACACUGUAUAGGAGAGACAAAUCAUGCACUUCCAGGCCCACAACGACUUCAGUGGGAUAUCUCACCAGAGUGUCAGGAGGUAAUCAACAGCUCCUACAAUGUGGCAAAGACAUUAGCAGAUGAUGUUGACUUCUGCUCCUUCCCAUUCAUGCUAUUUGGAAAAGGUCUAAUUAAACGAUGCCGAACAAGCCCAGAUGCCUUCAUCCAGAUUGCUUUGCAGCUGGCCCAAUUCAGGGAUAAAGGACGGCUCUGUUUGACAUAUGAGGCCUCCAUGACACGUCUCUACAGGGAAGGCAGAACAGAGACAGUGAGGUCCUGUACCAUUGAAUCAACAGCGUUUGUAAAGGCAAUGGAAGAUCCAAAGGAGACAAAUGUGAAUCGCUUAGCACUCUUCCUCAAGGCUGCUGAAAAGCAUCAGAACAUGUACCGGUUGGCCAUGACAGGAUCUGGCAUAGAUCGCCACCUUUUUUGUCUCUAUCUGGUUUCUAAGUACCUGGGUAUUGACUCCCCCUUCUUAAAACAGGUCUUGUCUGAACCCUGGAAACUGUCAACCAGUCAGACCCCACAGCAGCAGCUGAAUCUCUAUGACUUACGAAAAUUCCCUCAUCAUGUUUCUUGUGGAGGUGGAUUUGGACCGGUUGCUGAUGAUGGUUAUGGUGUAUCUUACAUCUUUGUAGGAGAGGACCUGAUCGCUUUCCAUAUCUCCAGCAAGUUUUCCAGUCCAGAAACAAACUCACAUCGUUUUGGAAAUAACCUUCGACAGGCCAUGCUGGACAUUCAAAAGCUCUUUGGUCUUGCCUCUGAUGAGAAGAAAAAUGAUAUCCUGCAUAACUAAUACAUCUGCCUUUACCCUCACUUUUAGAUCUAAGGGUAACAGUUUCAACAGCCCAAGAACCUUCUUGCCACAUUUACAACAGCAGGACAUGAUUGAUUUGUAAAUGUGAUGCCUAUCACUAUUACACAAUGUACAGACCAUUAUAUUGUCACUUUUAUAGUUUUUGUAUUUAUAAAUAACAAUCAAUAUGCUGUAAAAUAAUUAUUUUGUGAAAGUCAUUUUAUCUUUGCUGCCAAGGAUGUAGUCAUUUUCUAGAAUGGUUUAUAUUAUGUAAUACUUGGUCUCUGUACUGCAUAUCAUUAAAAUAAAUAUAAAUACUUAUACACA